Molecule: messenger RNA, 1502 nt
Organism: Drosophila arizonae
Lineage: Eukaryota; Metazoa; Arthropoda; Insecta; Diptera; Drosophilidae
Gene: Rpt2
Product: 26S proteasome regulatory subunit Rpt2
Molecular function (GO): ATP binding; ATP hydrolysis activity
Source: RefSeq, a predicted model, not a curated record
AGCCGCAGCUAACUUCAAGUCGGUUAUGACUAGUAAAAAUCUGUUUGUGUUGCCGACAAAAUUCAUUUUCUUUUGAAGAUAUUAAAGUAAAAACGCAAAAUGGGACAAAAUCAAUCGGCACAGGGUGGCACUGGAGACAAGAAGGAUGACAAAGACAAAAAGAAGAAAUAUGAGCCACCAAUUCCCACUCGCGUUGGCAAAAAGAAGCGUCGCGCAAAGGGUCCAGAUGCAGCCAUGAAGCUGCCACAAGUGACUCCUCAUACUCGCUGUCGCCUAAAGUUGCUCAAAUUGGAGCGCAUCAAGGAUUACUUGAUGAUGGAGGACGAGUUUAUACGCAACCAGGAACGACUCAAGCCACAAGACGAAAAGAACGAAGAAGAACGCUCGAAGGUUGAUGACUUGCGUGGCACACCAAUGUCUGUGGGCAAUUUGGAGGAGAUUAUCGAUGACAAUCAUGCAAUUGUGUCGACAUCCGUGGGCUCGGAGCACUAUGUUAGCAUUCUGUCCUUCGUUGACAAGGACCAAUUGGAGCCUGGCUGCUCUGUCCUGUUGAAUCAUAAGGUUCAUGCUGUAGUGGGUGUCCUCAGCGACGACACAGACCCCAUGGUUACGGUCAUGAAGCUAGAAAAAGCGCCACAAGAAACAUAUGCGGACAUUGGUGGGUUGGACACUCAAAUUCAGGAGAUCAAAGAAUCUGUCGAGCUUCCGCUAACUCAUCCCGAAUAUUACGAAGAAAUGGGCAUUAAACCACCAAAGGGAGUUAUUCUGUAUGGUCCCCCGGGUACGGGUAAAACGCUUCUCGCCAAGGCCGUUGCCAAUCAGACUUCAGCGACCUUCUUACGUGUCGUCGGCUCCGAGCUCAUACAAAAGUACUUGGGCGACGGACCAAAGUUGGUGCGCGAAUUGUUCCGCGUAGCAGAGGAGCACGCGCCGUCCAUUGUCUUCAUAGACGAAAUCGAUGCAGUGGGCACAAAGCGUUACGAUUCCAAUUCAGGAGGCGAGCGUGAAAUUCAGCGCACCAUGUUGGAGUUGCUGAAUCAGCUAGAUGGUUUCGAUUCUCGUGGUGAUGUCAAAGUCAUCAUGGCAACGAAUCGUAUUGAAACACUUGAUCCAGCGCUUAUACGUCCGGGACGUAUUGAUCGUAAGAUUGAGUUCCCCUUGCCCGAUGAGAAGACCAAGCGACGCAUUUUCACCAUACACACAUCGCGCAUGACACUCGCUGAGGACGUGAACCUGAAUGAGCUAAUUAUGGCAAAGGAUGAUCUUUCUGGUGCCGAUAUUAAGGCGAUUUGCACAGAAGCAGGACUGAUGGCAUUGCGCGAGCGUCGCAUGAAGGUGACCAACGAGGACUUUAAGAAAUCAAAGGAGAGCGUCUUGUACCGCAAGAAGGAAGGCACGCCCGAAGGACUGUAUUUAUAAGUCAGAUCAAUUUUUCAGUUAACAUAUAUUAUAAUUCCUAAUCACACGCAAGCAUUAAACCAGGUUAAUCUUAAUCCAUCAAA